This is a messenger RNA of Telopea speciosissima, 1344 nucleotides long. RefSeq names its product transcription factor TCP9-like. The coding region runs from base 92 to 1297 and encodes 401 amino acids. Gene Ontology annotation, cellular component: nucleus. The transcript has a single exon. Lineage: Eukaryota; Viridiplantae; Streptophyta; Magnoliopsida; Proteales; Proteaceae. The record is from RefSeq and is a predicted model, not a curated record. Gene Ontology annotation, molecular function: sequence-specific DNA binding; DNA-binding transcription factor activity.
CAGAGGAAAACCUCGGUUUGGUGAGGAUAAAUUUCUUUUUCCGUUUGUGGGUUCUGUUUAUCUUGUGUUGGGUUGGUUCGGCUUGGGGUGAAUGGAAAUGGCGUCGAUUCAGAAACAGGAGGCGGAAGAAGAAGACGAGAGGGGUACUGUUGAUCUUAGAAUGAGCGGUGGAGGUGGUGAAGAAGCAAUUGAUGAUAAUAACGGAGAGGAAGACGAUGACAACGGUGGAGUUCCAGCUUCUGAUCCACCAGAGGAGGUUGUGCCACCGGCAUCUACUGCGUCUCCAAUGCAACAACCACCACCCUCGUUGGUGGCGCCGCUAGUGUCUUUAAAAGAAGAGCCAACGGACACAGAGCCAGAGUUGGAGGGGAGACAACACCCGCCCAUUGGCGUAGUACCGAUGGCGAUGCAGAUGCCCAUGCCUAUGCAGAUUAGGAGAUCAGUGACUCCAGGAAGAAGAGCUUCCACCAAAGACCGGCACACGAAGGUCGAAGGUCGAGGACGAAGGAUCCGGAUGCCGGCCACCUGCGCGGCCAGAAUCUUUCAGCUAACCAGGGAACUGGGUCAUAAAUCCGACGGUGAAACCAUCCGGUGGCUCCUUGAGCACGCGGAGCCAGCCAUCAUCGCUGCUACAGGGACAGGAACUAUUCCAGCUAUAGCUAUGUCCGUAGGAGGCACACUUAAGAUCCCAACCUCUUCCUCUAAUCCAGACGGCGAAACGACGAAGAAGAAAAGAAAGCGGGCGGCCACCAGUGAGUACUAUGAUGUCAGCGAUGGAGUUUCCAUAUCUUCGGGUCUCGCUCCCAUUGGAGCGACAGCAGUGGCUGCAGCACCACAAGGUCUCGUUCCUAUGUGGGCAGUUAGUAGUGGCGGGAGAGUUAUCCCUUCCAACGCUGUCGCUGCGGGUACGUUUUGGAUGAUACCUCCUUCUACUGCCAUUGCUGGACCUUCAAACCAGCCUCAACUAUGGACGUUUCCUCCUGCAACGCCACUCAUUAACAUCUCUGCCAGACCUAUUUCUUCUUUCAUAUCUGCUAUGCAACCGGGGAUUAAUUUAACCUCUACAACUCCGGUGGAGGUACAAACUGCUCCGGUCCCUAACAACACCGGUACUGCAGCAGCUGCAGUAACGUCAACAGGAGCAAAAGCGGCUAAGAGUUCUACCAUGGCUCCAAGUUCAAGUUCUACCACAACUACUCAGAUGCUUAGAGACUUCUCUUUGGAAAUCUACGAUAAACAAGAACUCCAGUUCAUGAACCGUCCUGCAACUCAACAAACCUCUUCUUCUAAGCAAUAAGAGUUGGAAAACGGUCAUGAAUUAGUGGAAGAAAUUAGAGCUUACAA